AUGAUUGAGGAUGAACGUAAACUGAUUUUCCUUUUUGAGGCAGUCAACAGCGACGAUUGGGUGAGCAUCGACUGUGGCAAUGAGGAUUUUCUAAUAGACGGCUCUCUAGUUACAUGGGACACAGACGAUCUCUACACUGACGCCGGAAUCAACCAAAAAAUCCGAACAAAUAAAGAUCAGCCACUCGAAAUUUUGACCACGCUCCGAUUUUUCCCUUCCUCAAAAGAACAGAGUUGCUACAAAUUGCCGAUUUACGAUCAGAAUCUACGGUACCUCGUAAGAUCUGGAUUCCUCUACGGCAAUUACGACGGCCUGAAUCAGCCACCAGCGUUCGAUUUCCUUCUCGACGGCAAAAAAGUGUCAACGAUCGAACCGGCGUCGGCGACGGAGACGAUAUUCGACGAAUUGGUGUAUACGUCGAAGAGAUCUGGAUUUAUGAAUCUGUGUUUGGCGCAGAGGAAGGACGGCGGAAUUCCAUUCAUCUCUUCGAUUCAGGCGAUUCCGACGGGCGAUGAUUUAUACGCAAAUAUGAAAUUUAAUGAAACGUUUCGGGUUGUCGCUCGAAUUAACUACGGAAAUGACGAUGGAAGCCUUUCGUCAUCUGACGAUAAUUACGAAAGAAUAUGGACAUUGGGAACCACUCCCCCAAACUGCAAUGCAAUAUCAGCGAUUCCCGAUUUCGAAUCGCCGGAAAACGAUCCUCCAUCCUUCGUCUUAGACAGCGCCAUUGAAUCCGUUAACGCCUCUUCUCCGAUCAUCCUCACCGUCGAUUUCUCCAACGCCUCCUCUGCCUCCCAAUCCGCUUAUUUUGUCCUCUAUUUCACUGAAGAAGAGGCUCUUUUUGACGACAAAAACAGAACCAUCGAUAUCUUCAUCGACGGCCAGAAAUUGUCCACGAUUACUACUAGUGUCGAAAGAUGUACGGUGGUUACUCUGUAUCCGAUUAUUGUGAGGACGCCGACUGUGAAUGUGACGCUUUCCGCUGCAAAUUCCUCCGCCGGCUCGCCGCCGUUGAUCACUGCAAUGGAAGUUUUCGUUAAAGUUAUCCCCACCGGCGGCGCGUCUUCCUUGCAAUUUCCUUUCUUCUCCUUUAUUUUGAUGCUUUCGUCUGUGUUUUCGGAUUCGUCUUGUUUGGAGUUUCGUGUUCUUGUUCUCAAAUUUGAAUUGUUUUGA
Cucurbita pepo subsp. pepo (vegetable marrow) is the source of this 1173-nucleotide messenger RNA. The record is from RefSeq and is a predicted model, not a curated record. Lineage: Eukaryota; Viridiplantae; Streptophyta; Magnoliopsida; Cucurbitales; Cucurbitaceae.